AUGGAGAGACCAGUGAAGGAUGGGAUCCUUUAUGUGCAGCACACCAAAUUUGGAAAGAGGUCCUGGAGGAAGAUGCGAGCCCAGCUGUUUGCCGCCAGCCCGUCCGGCGUGGCCCGCAUGGAGAAGUUCGAUGUGCGGGAUGAUGGCACCAUCCCAGAGAAGCCGUCCCUGCAGCGCUGUGCCCGCCGGGUGAUCCGCCUCUCCGACUGCGUCUCUGUGGGCCCGGCGGGCACAGAGAGCUGCCCCAAAGCCACCGCCGCCUUCUACCUCACCACCACGGAGAAGAGCUACGUGCUGGCAGCCGAGCAGCGCGAUGAAUGGAUCACCCAGCUCUGCCAGCUGGCCUUCCAGGGUGCAAAAGAGACAGUGCCGAGUAGUGCCAGCACCCAGCCUGGCCCCGCUGUCCCCAUGGAGGAGAACUCCCUCUACUCGUCCUGGCAGGACUUGACUGAAUUCUUGGUGCUGGUGGUACAGACAGAAGCAGCCACCCGCUGUGGGCUGCACGGGCACUACCUGCUCUCAGCCCUUCCCCAGAGCCUGACGCUGAAGGACCCCCAGUCUCGCCAGCCUCUGCUCACCUGGCCCUACCCCUUCCUUCGCAAGUUUGGCCAGGAUCAGGCUGUCUUCUCCUUCGAGGCUGGCCGCCGCAGUGACUCCGGCGAGGGCACCUUCACCUUCAGCACCCCACGGGCCCCUGAGCUCUGCCGGGCUGUGGCUGCUGCCAUUGCCUGCCAGCAGCAGGGCAAGGACACCCUGGACCCCAGACUCUUCUGUGUCUCAGAGCCCCAGCUCUUUGCACAGGGCCUUGAGCCCCAGCCCUGGGGGUCUGGGAACGAUGAUCCACAGCCCAGCCCAGCCCUGGGGGGGACACAGCCUGCCUCCCAGCCCCCUGCCAACCUUCUUCGCUUCACCCCACCAGAGCCAGAGGGCUCAUGCCCCAUCGUCUAUGCCUCCAUCGCCCGGGGCCAGCAGCCCCUCUUUGUGUCAGGGCAGCCAGGCUCUGGGGGGAAGCCGCUCCCUGAGCAUCUCUACGAGAACAUCUUCACCGCCAAACCACAUCCAGCCGGGGCCCAGGAAGAGGAGGAGGAAGGGCAGUGGGAGCUGGGGUGCCGACAGGCCCCCGAGGGCCACAGCAGUGAUGGGGGGCCCGUCUAUGACAACCGGGCCGCCCUGGCACAGACCCCGCGGGCCGCGGGCUGGGGGCGCUCCGGCCACAAGCCUCACAGCACCCUUCGGGCCAAGCUGGUGCGGCUGCUGAGCCGGGAGAGCCCCGGGGCGCGGGACUGGGCGUGAUGUGGCCGGUGCCGGUCGGUGCCGUUCGGUGAAUAAAGGCCCUGCCCGGA
Molecule: messenger RNA, 1343 nt
Organism: Taeniopygia guttata (zebra finch)
Lineage: Eukaryota; Metazoa; Chordata; Aves; Passeriformes; Estrildidae
Gene: DOK3
Product: docking protein 3
Biological process (GO): positive regulation of MAPK cascade; Ras protein signal transduction; cell surface receptor protein tyrosine kinase signaling pathway
Cellular component (GO): cytoplasm
Source: RefSeq, a predicted model, not a curated record